Molecule: messenger RNA, 2500 nt
Organism: Aspergillus steynii IBT 23096
Lineage: Eukaryota; Fungi; Ascomycota; Eurotiomycetes; Eurotiales; Aspergillaceae
Product: LMBR1 domain-containing protein
Exons: 2
Coding region: 297-2336 (679 amino acids)
Cellular component (GO): membrane
Source: RefSeq, a predicted model, not a curated record
UGUCAACGGAAUGAAUGAUCGAUCCAGAGAGCAUCAUUCCCAACGCACCCUGCGGAUCCGAGUCCCGAUUCCACUCACGACGGUCUUUUCUGUCCUCGGGACUGCCCUCCUUUUCCUUCGUUAGCCACCCAAAAUCUCUAUCCACCGCGGUAUUUUUUCUCUCUCUUCGACGUUGUAGAUUUCUUUCCCCGUCAUGAUCACUCUGGAUCGAUCAGGACCCUGAAUUUCUCUUGCGCUCGCUCGUCUCCCCACCUCUCGACCAUUCUCGGGGUUCUUUCCCCUCCCAUCCAAACGCCAUGGUUUCUACAUCGCCCAUCCCCGUUGGAUCUAGUAUCUUCUUCUCCUUCACGCUCUUCACGAUCUCCGUCCUCGUAUUGUUACUGCUCCGACGCUUCCUGACGCUUCGGGCCACCCCGGCUUACCUGAUCAUCCCCGUUUUCCUCGCGCUCGCGCUUCCUGCGAGCGUCGUCCUUCUGGUCCCCAUUGACCUGGCAUCAAGCUCGCGCGAUGGCGAAGGGCCUAGGGCAAUUUGGCUUCCCGAUCGGUUGAUUCUGGUGUCCUGGCGCAUUGCCUACUGGCUGAUUUUCGUCCUGACUUGGGCUAUCCUUCCGUUGCUCGGAGAAUACAUCGAUUCGGGUUAUCGCGAUGCUAAAGGUCGCAUUCAGUAUUCGAUUCGAUCCAAUGCUCGCUACCAAUUGCUUGUCUUGGGCUGUGCCCUCGUCGGUUUGAUUUACAUUUCGAUCCAAAAUGGCUUCGAAUUCCGAUCAAUCAAGGCGCUGGUCAUGGCUCUUGCUUAUGUCUGGGGUUUGGUUCUUGCGAUCUACUUGAUGGGACACGGCCUCGUUUCCAUACCUCGCACCUUGUUCCGUAAUGCAAGUGUCAGCGGUCGGUUACGGAGACUCCAGUCCUACGCCCCGCGACUGCAUGACCGUCUUAUGGAUGCAGUGAACGAACUGGAAAGCCUGGAAUCGCAGGUGAACCAGCUGCAGCGUCGCAAAACCGGAUCUGCGCGAGAUUUCCAGGACUGGAUUGAAGAGCUGGGCGAUGGGUCUAGUGCCCCGGAAGCACAGUCUCUUCUCCAACCCACGGAAGGGUCUGACACGGUACCAGCUGUGAUAACGGAACGUUACAUGGCCGACUUAACUCGGCGGCUUCAGCGCGCUCGACACCAGAAGGCUCGGUUUGUCGACGAGUGGGAUCGUCUAGUGCUGUCCGCCGCAGACUUGCAAGCGAUCAUCAAUUCUUCCGCGUCGAAGAAGCUGGAGUUUAGCCAUUCCACCAAUCGCGCAUCCUUCCUCCCUCGCGUGAAACUGCUGACGCCCUAUCUGCGGCAUCAUGUCUACGUUCAUCUUGUGCCCAAUAUCCGGAGGCUUCUGGGAGCGGUGUUUUCGGCCGCGUCCAUCUGUAUCGUUUGGUCCGAGUUGAUCAAGUCCAUAGCACCUCGACUUUCGAUCGUGACGCUCUCAGUAGUCUCGUACCACGAAAGCCCGGCGCCUGUAAACUUCUGGAGGCAGGUCGCUGCCUCGGUUUGGCUGCUGUACAUGUGUUGGGCGGCCCUGGUGGGCGUCAACGAUGCCAAAGUGUGGGGGAACCGGGCGUUGGUUCGGCGCAACACCUACGGCGAGAGUGCCUGCUGGUAUGCCGGGUUGGUCGCUCGGCUCACCGUUCCCAUCGCCUACAACUUCCUGACUUUUCUUCCCGAGGUGGUCCGUGUUGAAACCACGUUCUAUCGACUCCUCGGUCAGUACAUUGAUCUCAUGCCUCUUGGAAAGGGCUUUGAUUACUUCUUCCCCGUCUUCAUCCUGCUCCCCAUCUGCGCCACGCUUUUCAACCUCUACGGCCGCGUAAAGAACGUCUGUGGCUUCGGGCUACUGGAGGAGGAAGAGGAAGACCUUGAAAACAACCCCGGCGGCUACGGCAUUGGCGGAUGGCGCGAAGGGCGUGACCUGAUCGACCGCGAGCUGAACGGCCUCGGAUCCCUCACCCUGUCCACCCGCAGUGGUCAGUCGCCCCGACCCACCAACCGCGUCGAGGAAGGUAGUCGGGGGUUCUCGUCCUCACGCACCUCCGGAAGCGAAGCGAUCCGCUCUUCUCGGUCUCCGCGAGGAACGGCCCCCGCAACGGCAGCUCUGGAAGAGGACGAGGACGAGGAAAACUUCUUCCAGUCAUUCGCACACCGGGUGCGGAACACCUUCGAAACGGCCAGUAAGCCGGAGUGGCUGCAAGGCGACGCCUUCCGGCUGCCAAGGUGGAUGGGGAGUGAAGGCACCGAUGCCAACGGGGGCCUUGCGAGGUGGUUUGGAGGUCGACCAGAGCCUGGCGGAGUCAGACUUUAGAUCAUCCUUUUCUUUUUUCUUUUUUCACCCCCUCCCAAGGCUUUGGGUGGCUGGCAUGACUGAAAGGCGUUUUUUUGACGAAUAGAUAUGUGACAUCCACUUUGUAUGAUAUAACACAAGCACUAGGAUAAUAGGUAUAUAACACCACAACUGGUUUACAGCGG